Messenger RNA from Podarcis raffonei (Aeolian wall lizard), 1457 nucleotides. It is a transcript of the gene ORMDL3, whose product is annotated as ORMDL sphingolipid biosynthesis regulator 3. The transcript has 5 exons. The coding region runs from base 258 to 719 and encodes 153 amino acids. Gene Ontology annotation, cellular component: endoplasmic reticulum membrane. Gene Ontology annotation, biological process: intracellular sphingolipid homeostasis; ceramide metabolic process; negative regulation of ceramide biosynthetic process. NCBI's taxonomy places the organism in Eukaryota, Metazoa, Chordata, Lepidosauria, Squamata, Lacertidae. The record is from RefSeq and is a predicted model, not a curated record.
GCGGUGCUUGAGAGAGCUCCUUGCUGUGUUGUCAGCUCUUGGGAAGAGAAGUGUGAGCUGCGGGGAGCGGGGCUUUCGAGGGAGAGGAAGACCCCCCACUUCGUGAAGCCACCCCCACCGCCGUUGCCUUUCCAGGCAGCCCAGAUCUGGGGGCCACGAAGGAAGGAAGCCGUCCCUGCUGCAGAACGGGAGCUGUCUCUAGUUCCACUCUGAUACGUCAAUUCUGCCCUGCUGGAGAGGGCCGCCGAGCUGGAGAGAUGAACGUGGGCACAGCUCACAGCGAAGUGAACCCGAACACCCGGGUCAUGAACAGCCGGGGCAUCUGGCUCUCCUACGUCUUGGGCAUCGGCCUUCUGCACGUGAUCCUCCUCAGCAUCCCCUUCUUCAGCGUCCCUGUGGUUUGGACUCUGACCAACAUCAUCCACAACAUGAGCAUGUACAUUUUCUUACACACUGUGAAAGGAACGCCUUUCGAGACGCCUGACCAGGGCAAAGCCCGGCUGCUGACUCACUGGGAGCAGAUGGAUUAUGGGGUGCAGUUCACCGCUUCCCGCAAGUUCCUGACCAUCACACCAAUUAUACUUUAUUUCCUUACUAGCUUCUACACUAAAUACGACCGGAUACACUUCAUCAUCAACACCAUCUCCUUGAUGAGCGUCUUGAUCCCCAAGCUACCCCAGCUGCAUGGCGUACGCAUCUUUGGGAUUAACAAGUACUGAGCCUGGGUAUCUUUUAUAUUCCCUUCUGGUGAGCUGUGAGAGGCCAGCAACGUGAGAACCCUGUUUCCUUCGUUCCGGCUGCGUCUUCAGGAUACACUUCCACACAAUGGCUCCUUUUUAAAAAUUUAAUUUCUUUUUAAAAUGAGCACAUGUUGCGCAGGAUUCCAAGAUCCGACAGAGAACGCAGACGGCUCAAACGAUGCUUGAAUCCUGGGUAGAGUUUAGCUUGGAAGGAGAGACAAGGGUUGGGGGGGGGAGCUUAAAACGUAUUUAUUAUUAUUAUUAUUAUUUUAUUUUUCAAGAAUCUGAAAAUAGAUGCAGACAACACUGAGAUUUGAAAGGUACUCAUAGCUUGCUCUCUGGGUGAUGGAAGACAUCCAGCCCAGAAGGCUUGGACAGGUAUAGAAAGGUAGGAGCCUAUUGCAAGGCGAUGUUUAGGAUGAUAGCAAAUGCACUUUAAUAUAAAGGUGUCCCCUUUGGGGGGGAUUUGUGACUUGCUCAUCAAAAGGGCUAUAUCAGAAAUUUUGAGAUGCACACUAGGUAUAGAUUUCUUUGUGAGUUUGGAAACCUUAGCUGAUCAUUUAUAAAUACAUUUUAAUUAUUUGGUAGGCAGUUGGGACAGAUUCUCAUUCUUUCUUGCAGGGGCAUGAACCAGGUUUCUCCCCCCAGUUACAAAAGCAAUGCUCUUCAGAGUCUUCUUUGAAAAGCCUUUGCCUAUAUAUAUAUAUAUAUAUAUAU